AUGGCCCAUGGGCGGCGAAGCUGGGCCUGGAGGGUUCUUGCCUUUGUGGCACUGCCAGAGCUGGCCUCUGCCUUCAUCGAGGAGAUUUUUCAGCAGUUUGGCGGAGGUGGAGGGCAACAGUUCCACUUCCAGAUGGGCGAUGGUAACGUGUUCGAGAUGGGAGGAGGGGGUCGUCGAGAGAAGCCGAUCAAAUGGCCCAAGGGCACGUCCGACAAAAUCUCGAAGAAGUUCUCCUGGAUGAAAGGUACCGAGUGGAGUUGGAACAACUGGAGGAAUGUCAAGUUCCAGAAGGAUGGCACCUUCGACGCUCCGACCAAUGACUGCCAACGCGGUCAGUGCAAAUGGUCUGCCAACAAGGGCAAGAUCUUUGUGCUCUGGGGCCAAGCCGGGCUCCAUGAAUUGGAGAUUGUCGGCGAGGUGCCAACCGAGCAGAAUCAACAGAAAAUGCAAGGAAUGCAGAUGAGGGGGCGCCGCGCCUCCGAUGGGGAUAGGUGCUCUGCAGUUUUCCAAAGAGUUUUCGACCAUGAAGCUGCUGAGCUAGACAAGGACCUCUACGAGAUCCUGGGCCUUCAGGAAGAUGCCGACGAGGCAGACAUCAAAAAGGUGUACCGGAAGCUGUCCAUCAAGUACCAUCCCGAUAAGAAUCCCGAUGAGGAGUCGAAAAGGAAGUUCGGGGAGAUUCGGGAUGCCUACGAGAUCCUGAACGAUCCGGACAAGAAGAUCCUCUAUGACACCGGCGGGAUGGAGGCGGUCAAGAAGGCCGAAAAAGGCGAAAUCGAGAAAGGCGACGAUGCUAGAGCGAAUCUGGCAGUGAGUUUAGAAGACCUGUACAACGGUGGCAACAGAAAGGCGGAGAUCGAACGGCGCAUUGUCUGCCGAGGUUGCCGGGUCAAGCCGGACUCUCCGAAGUGCCAGGGCUGUCACAGGUGUCCAAACGAAGUGAGGUUAGUAAACCGGCAGGUUGGCCCUGGCAUGUUCAUGCAGCAGCAAGAAGAAGUCCAGAGCCAGGAGAAGUGCAAGCAGGAGCUCGCCGAGAUAGAUGCCCACAUAGAGAAGGGAAUGCGGGAUGGCGAAAGCCUCACCUUCCCUCGCAUGACUGACCAGAGGCCAGGCAUGAUCCCCGGCAGCAUGAUCUUGACCCUCAAGGUUGCGAAGCAUCCGGAGUUCGAGAGACGUGGGGACGACCUGCACAUGAACAUGAAGGUGCCGCUUCGAGAAGCUCUGCUUGGGUGGACGAAAACCGUCAGGCAUAUGGACGGCCACACAGUGGAGAUUGGAACGGACAGCGUAACCAAGCCCUUUCAAGUCAUUAAGGUGCGAGGUGAGGGUAUGCCGCUGAGAGACGACCCUGCAAGUUUCGGUGACCUGUACGUCAAGGUCGAAGUCACUUUCCCCCGCGCGCUCAGCGGAAGUCAGCAGGACCAAAUCGCGAGCAUCUUCUCCUGA
Molecule: messenger RNA, 1446 nt
Organism: Symbiodinium sp. CCMP2456
Lineage: Eukaryota; Dinophyceae; Suessiales; Symbiodiniaceae
Source: the annotation of a GenBank genome assembly